AUGCAAAGGCUUGCUGAUAGCAUUCACAGUGACAGCCCGAAAGGCCAUGGGUCUGGAUUUCCAGGAAAGCGGAGACCUCGAGGUGCAGGACUGUCGGGGCGAGGUGGCCGAGGCAGGUCAAAGCUGAAAAGUGGAAUCGGAGCUGUUGUAUUGCCUGGGGUGUCUACUGCAGAUAUUUCAUCAAAUAAGGAUGAUGAAGAAAACUCUAUGCACACUACGGUUGUGUUGUUUUCCAGCAGUGACAAAUUCACUUUGAAUCAGGAUAUGUGUGUAGUUUGUGGCAGUUUUGGCCAAGGAGCAGAAGGAAGAUUACUUGCCUGUUCUCAGUGUGGUCAGUGUUACCAUCCAUACUGUGUCAGUAUUAAGAUCACUAAAGUGGUUCUUAGCAAAGGUUGGAGGUGUCUUGAGUGCACUGUGUGUGAGGCCUGUGGGAAGGCAACUGACCCAGGAAGACUCUUGCUGUGUGAUGAUUGUGACAUAAGUUAUCACACCUAG
Messenger RNA from Gorilla gorilla gorilla (western lowland gorilla), 495 nucleotides. Its product is annotated as histone-lysine N-methyltransferase 2C-like. Gene Ontology annotation, biological process: positive regulation of transcription by RNA polymerase II. Gene Ontology annotation, molecular function: transcription coactivator activity; histone H3K4 methyltransferase activity. Gene Ontology annotation, cellular component: MLL3/4 complex. Lineage: Eukaryota; Metazoa; Chordata; Mammalia; Primates; Hominidae. Bases 1 to 495 code for a protein of 164 amino acids. The record is from RefSeq and is a predicted model, not a curated record. The transcript has 5 exons.